This is a messenger RNA of Chara braunii, 3302 nucleotides long. The record is from the annotation of a GenBank genome assembly. NCBI's taxonomy places the organism in Eukaryota, Viridiplantae, Streptophyta, Charophyceae, Charales, Characeae.
GGUCGAACCUUCCUAAUGUGUUCCUUUUUGGUGGAUGGGGGAACGAAGGUCACGAUGGGUCAGCACCUGCGACUACUUCGGCGCCUGAAGCAACGCCGAUGACUCGGCCAAUGACAAUGUCCAGACCUGUACUCAAACGAGGGAUGUCAACCAUUAUGGUGCAGAUGAGGAAGGGAAGGAAGACCUCACAAUCGCAGCCUGCGCCAGGAGAAAGUUCAAAGGAACCUCAGAAAAAGGAACCUAUUCAGGUAGAGGAAGGGGAUGAAGAUGAGGAGGAUGAAAGAUUGCGAGCAGAGGAUGAAUUGCUAGCAAAGCAGAGAGCUAUGGAAAGAGCUUCGGAAGCAGGAAAGACCCAGCUCGAAGAAAAGGAACCUCGCCAAAAGAAGAAUAUAUACACGAUCCCUGUCGAAAAAUGGAUUGAUUUUGAACAGCUUGUGGAUCGCAUUCUGAAAAGCCAGCGUGAUUUGGUUACCCUAAAGGAGAUUCUUGCUGUAUCGCCGAAGCUUCGCGAGGAAUUUAAGCAGCGCAUGACUCGGAAGAAAGUCAUGACAGUUAAGCUAAGUGAGAUCAUUCCUCCGGAAGCUAACUGGGCGUCUCCUGGGACAAAGAUGGAUUGGCGAUGUGUGGUCACUUGUCUCAUAAAAGUUCAAAUCGGUCGUGAAGAGUUCUCUGCUCUCGUAGAUGAUGGGGCCAAAAUGAACAUCAUGAGAGAAACGCAUGCGAUUGAAGCUGGGAUUCAGAUCAAUCGCAAUGACUUUGAAUUUUUGAUUGGAGUCGGCGGGGCAACUCCAUUUUGCGGUAGUACUGCUAGUGGCGUGAUGGUCACUGUUGGGAAGGUAAAGGCGACGUCGUACUUUUAUUUAUUGCCAAAGGUUGAGCACGACGUACUUUUGGGAAGAUCUUUUCAAUGUCGCACAGAGAGCAUAAUCUUCAACAAGCAUGACGGCACCAAGUUUGUAGCUUUGUGUGAUCGGGUUUGCGGCUAUUAUGAAGUGGUAAAGGGACGGAAGUUCAACGUUGGGUCCAAGAGGAAGUAUAAGAAAGUAGGAGAGAAGGUGCGACCAGUGUCAGUUUUGAUCACUCCGGAAAAGGAGGUGUAUUACAAGGAAGAACGCGAGUGGAUCAGAACAUUGAAAGAGAAGGGUGAGAAGGGACCGUGUCGAUUGACAGAUGAGAGGGUCAAGGAGAUGAUCAUUGGACAGGAUGACCUCCUCACCAAGGAGGAAACCCAAUUCUUUAUCGACGUUAUGAAGAAAAUUCAUCUGGUUUAUGCUUUUGAUGAUGAUGAGCGUGGAAGGUUGGACGUCGAUAUGAUUCCAAUGAUCCGGAUCCAUACGGUACCGCAUGAGUCAUGGAAUGUGAAAGGUUCACGAUAUCCGAAUCCGGACUAUCACCAGAAGGUGGUUGAUUAUCUUGAUGGUAAGGUUCAGACCAAAGUGGUUGACUAUUCGUAUGGGUCAUAUGCGUCUCCUUGGUUCUGCUUUAUCAAGCCGAACGGUGUUUUGCGAUGGGUUCAGGACCUGCAGAAAUUGAAUUUCGCGACAGUCCGAGAUGCAGGCGGACUUCCGAACGCCGACCAACUCUCAAAAUCUUGUGCAGGCCGGCCUAUCAUCACCCUAAUUGAUUUGUACUCGGGGUAUGAUCAGUUUCUGCUGUACACAGCGGAUCGACCUAUGACGGCAAUGCAUACGCCUCGGGGACUGCUUCAUAUGUGCGCGGCUCCACAGGGUUGGACAAAUGUCGUGGCAAUUGUGCAGAGAUAUAUGAUGAGAGUCAUGCAGCCAUUUUGUCCGGACGUGACUUCUCCAUAUAUCGAUGAUUUGGCCAUCCCAAGACCUCGAGUCAAGGAUGAGACUGAAGUUUUACCUGGCGUUCGAAAGUUCGUAUGGGAACACAUCAGCAAUGUGCAAAUGGUUCUGAGGAAACUGAAGGAAUAUAACCUUACUGCUAGUGGGGUUAAACCGAGGCAUGGCAUGAGAAAGGCGGUAAUACUGGGAUUCCUUUGUGACGAAAAGGGUCGUCGGCCAGAUGCCAAAAAGACGAAUAAAAUUUUGGAGUGGCCGACUCCCUUCAAAUCUAUUACCGACGUUCGGAGCUUCCUCGGGACAUACGGAUUUUGGCGUAUUUUUACUCGCAGGUUCGCAGCGAGGGUGAAACACUUCCGGAAAUUAGUACACAAGAGUCAGAUCUGGGAAUGGGGAUCAAAGCAGCAGGCAGCCGUUGAGGAUAUGAAAGUUGAGUUUCGAGAAGGCGGCCUGAUCUUGGGAAUUUCUUGCUUUGAUGAUGCUGAAGGUCGUCCCUUCAUCAUCGAGACUGAUGCAGGUCCUACCGCUUUGGGAGGAGUUUUGGUCCAAAAGGAUGAGGAAGGAUGGGAGCGGCAAUUGAGAUUCGAGAGCAGAACUCUGAAUGUUACUGAGCGGAAUUACUCCCAGUUUAAGAAGGAAACUCUCACUAUGCUUCACUGUCUGCGCAUUUUCAUAUAUUAUGUAUUUGGCAGGCGGUUCAUUCUGCGAGUUGAUCCUACAGCUCUAACUCAAUCAUUGAAGAACUAUUCUCCUUCUGAUCCAACCAUUGCUCGAUGGCUGACGUAUAUUUGGAUGUUCAAUUUUGAGAUUGAGCGCAUUUCAGGCACUCAGAAUCGAGCAGAUGGAUUGAGUCGUGCUAAUUGGGACUCAUCGACGGAUCAGGCUGAGGAUUUAGUUCCUGUCGAUGGGUUCCUCGAAGGAGAAGAGUCACAGUUGAGUACUAACUCAUACGAUUAUUCGACGGAUGCAACAACCCGGCAUGGAAAAACCAUCUGGAAUGCUCCUUGUUUCCAUCAUGUGCGACCAGAACUUGUGAUUGAGGAGCCGUUCAUUGAGGAAGACCCAUGGGGUGAAAGAACAUCAGAGCAAAUGAUGAACUUGGCUUUAUCUGAUGAAGUCGAACUCAUCAAAGAGCCACUGACGAUUGAGUAUGGGCAUGAACAGGCUGAUAAGACUUUCAGGGUCACUGGAGAGAUGUCAUUCCUUGUGAAUUCUCUAAUUCACGAGGACCGCCUGAAAAUGAUGAAUGAAGAAGCAAAAGGCAGUGAGAUCAGAGAAGCUUUCAAAGAAGGAGAGUAUGAUGGGGAGUACAGAUUGAUGGGAAUAUGGUUGAAUGGUGAGUUGAAGGAGGAUGAGGUGGAUCCAGUUGUUCGCCAGAAGAGCAAAUAUUUUGUUCUUCGCAUGAUGGGGUCGCAGGCGGACAUAGAUCGGCGCAAGUCACUUUGAAAAAAAUUCAACAUCUUUAUUUUUGGGAAGGAAUGAACAAAAUGGUGAAUG